UUGUAUUAUAUAUUUAUAUAUAUAUAUAUAUAUAUAUAGCAUAUGGUUAGAUGCAAAGAGUGAUGAGUAAUUUUGAAGAGUAAAAAUGGCAUCUCAUGAUGAGACCAGUGCUCAAACUCAGAGUGAUUUAACUAUCAUGGAUCAGGAGAAGAAGAACCAAGCUGCAAAGGAAAAGGCCCAAGAGGAGAAUGAUGAAAGUAAAGAACGGGCCUCUGAGAUGGGCCGGUGUAUGAAGGAAUGGGCCCAGUAUGGAAAGGAGAACACUGGUACCGGUGGGUUCUUGCAGCAAACUGGGAAAAAGGUCAAAGAAAUGGCGCAUGGUGUUUCUGAGAGUGUGAAGAACAGCUUUGGUAUGGCCCCACAGAACGAUGAUGAAGAUGAAGAGUACUAUUACUACCCAACCCAGCAUCGCAGAGAAUAAACUUUCUUGAAUAUAGUUUAUGACACUGAGAAUCUUUCAUCGUAUGAACAUAGAUUCUUUUGUUUUGAACAUGUGAUUAAAAUGUUUCUUAUGGCUUGAGUUUUCUUCAGCUAUUGCUAUUUUAUUGGGUGUUUUUAUAUGAA
Molecule: messenger RNA, 564 nt
Organism: Vigna unguiculata (cowpea)
Lineage: Eukaryota; Viridiplantae; Streptophyta; Magnoliopsida; Fabales; Fabaceae
Source: RefSeq, a predicted model, not a curated record